CUAUCUCAUAAUGACUUGAAAUGGCUGUUCUGAAAGCACGGAAUCGCCAGCUUCAUGCGUUUACAUUUGAUCUCAGCUGCGUUCACGUGCAGCUGUUAGAUGCAUUGGCUGCUGUCACGAUGACGACUGUUAUCCAUUGGUUUGCCACGUUAAGAAGUUGAUAUAAAAGAUGUUAAUUGAAAUUAAAAAUCGCCAGGAGGACUUCACCCGUACAUCAACUGUGAAAUCAUUAAUCACAUUUCGUAUUGUUUAUAUGGUACCGAGGGACCACGUGUGUUGCUGCAGGAGGUGAGUAAGACGCGAGCCUAGCGCGAGGGUUGAGCAGAAUAGGAAUGAGAGCGUGGCGAGAGAAGAUACACAAGGAGCAACAGACGGGCAGGGCGUUCCUUCACCUGAAAGAAACCGAGAGCGAUCACGACAAAGGAGUCCCUCAAUGGACAAAUAACCAGAAGUCUGGCAAUAUAUUGUGAUCAACUGGGAAGUGGUUUUAGAGGUUCAAUCCAAGGGUGAAUAUAUUUUUCAUCUGGUUUUGUUUCAUAGCCCAAAACAUAAGUUCAACUAGCUUAUUUGUUUUUUUAAUUGAAUUUCACGACGGCUGGAAUUGACGGGUAAACAUAGGCUAAGUCAAAAAACGGAAACAUUUUCGUGAGAUUAUAGAACACACGGUAAGACACACAGCCGCAAUUCGCAGUUUAUAGUCACCACAUGUAUGGAUUUUCCUUCACAGCGACUGAAUCAGACUAUUUGGAUUCUUUGAGUUGAAAAUGAAUGCAGUGCCAUCGUGCAAUUGACUGGGAAUGUGAACCAAACAAAAGUUCAAGAAAUAACGCGAAUAAGUAUGAUUUGAAUAUUAAGAAGAACACUUGAUGCAGUCUCGGUAAACCACAUGUGUUCAUUUUAAUAUCAAGUUUGAAAAUGUGAUCGCGCUGAGGUUCUGCAUUGACGAAGAACAGGCAGACACAGUACACCUGCUACGGUAUUCAAGGUUCAGUAUCUCUGGAUGAAGCAAUUGUUCCCUUUCCCUCUACACGAAAAAAAGGCUGGAUCCAGACUGGAUUUCGCCUCAUGGACUUGAGCUUCCAUAACCAUUACAACAAGUGGAGGAAAGUUGAGGUCUGAUUACUAAAGCAUACUAUAUGAAGAUCGCGACAGAAGUGUCGGCUUUUGCUCGCAGAAAUGCCUAUGCAUCCCGUGACCUCAACUUUAAUGUACAGGGGAAUUUGCACUAUUCCAGAUAUCCUUUCGUACCGGCCACCCGUAAACCUCCCCGAGGACGAAGUGGAGGAGAUACGCGAAGCCUUCAAGGUGUUUGACCGCGAUGGCAACGGCUUCAUCUCCAAGCAGGAGCUCGGCAUGGCCAUGCGCUCCCUGGGUUACAUGCCCAACGAGGUGGAGCUGGAGGUCAUCAUUCAGAGACUGGACAUGGAUGGUGACGGUCAAGUUGAUUUUGAGGAAUUUGUCACUCUCCUCGGACCGAAACUGACAGCGGCUGGAAUGCCUGACAAAUUCAACGGAACGGACUUUGACUCCGUGUUCUGGAAGUGUGACAUGCAGAAACUGACCGUGGAGGAGCUGAAGAGGCUUCUGUACGACACGUUCUGCGAUCACCUGUCCAUGAAGGACAUCGAGAACAUAAUCAUGACAGAGGAGAACCACAUCGAGAACCCGGAGGAGUGUCAGGUGGACAUCGACACCAGCCCCACGCCGCAGGUAAAGCAGACGUGCGUGAGGAAGAGCCUGAUCUGCGCCUUCGCCAUCGCGUUCAUCAUCAGCGUAAUGCUCAUCGCGGCCAAUCAGGUCCUGCGCAGCGGCAUGAAGUAGGAGGGCCCCAUCCGGUGGCCCCGCCUUCAACCCAACCGGACAAACUGGCGAGGGCCACUCCCCUCUUCCCCACCCCACCACACCUCCCCCCUCCCCCCCUCUGCCUUUACCCAAUCAGUGACCAAGAGGAUUGGCCAAAGCAAUGGCGACGAGAGGAGGGACUCGUGGGCAGCCCAGUAGCACUGUCAUCCUCCCCCUUACACUAUCGCCCAAUCAGGCGAGGGGGGAGGGAUGCAUGAAAUCCUGGCAGAGGCCUUUCAACUCGAUGCAUGAAAUGCAUGGAUUUACAGUCAUCUCCACACAACAGUCGCCCUCCAUUUGUAGAAAUUACUAUCCAUAUAUAUAUAUAUGUAUAUAUAUAUAUAUAUAUAUAUGAAUAUAAAUAUAAAUAUAUACAGCUAUAUAACUGAGGAUUAUAACUUACUUAUGAAACAACUGUGAUCAGUGGUGUACGCAUUGGGACUUGGAAAAAGGAAACGGAAGAGGAGGAAGAAUUUGGAGCUUCUCUGGGGAUUUGAGGUAGGGCUGGGGAUCAGGGUGGUGGGGGGGAGAAGGGAGCGUCAACAAAGAAUGAACAAAAGAAAAAGAGCAGAAAAUAUAAACUGCAAGGGCAUCCUGUAAGGGCUGUUAAAGACAUAAUCGUGGUCCUAGGAGCAACUGUCACCCGCGGUAACAUGGGUCGCUCAUCGCACUCUGUAACAAUAAUCCGUCGUCCCGACAACGAGGGCAUUUAUAACUCAUUAAUGAUGCAUUAGAAAUAGCUGCAAAACAGUAAUUGAGCACACUGCAAUCAUUUCCAUAUUUCACAGACCACUGCUUUGGAGGCAUUGGCUAUUAAAAAAAAAAAAUUAAAAAAAAAAUACACACACAAAAAAAAAAAAAAACCCACCAGCAAUAAAAAAUAAAUAAAUAUAUAUAUAAAUAACGAUUUACAAAGAAACAAAUCGGUGUCUCUGGAACGCGCCGUGCCUGCGGAUGGCACCCGAAAGAUCACUGGUAGUUAAUCCGAACGCAUCGCGGACGGUGGUGAAUAAAUCACAUUUCUAUAUAGCGCGUACAGCAUUAACCUGGCAGCUUUAAUCCAAACGGCUGCCAACGGAAAGAGCUUUACGAAGAAGCGCGGAGUGAAAUUAACAAGCGAUUUGCGGGAGGGCCUCUCGUGCCCCCUCUGUCGACAUGAAGCCGUGCCGGUGAGUCAGUGGGGGGUUUGGCUGUGGGUUAAAUCCAUGGCACUCUGCAGAGUAGGCAAUCUAGCCCUGUAAUUACAUUGUAAUUACUUUGAAACUAUUCAGUAACUCCGGUUUACGUAUCCUUGGACGGCAUUAAUUGUGGAACGCACGUCUGUGCUUCACGGAUUACCUGACCGAGCGUAGCCCGGUCCUUAACCUGCGGUCUAAUCCAGCUUCUGUCCUCUACCCAACCUCUAUUACCCACACUGUAAACAUAACCAAUCUUGACCAUUACAUCAUAUAUAUACAAGGUACAGUAAGCUCCAAAGUGGUUCAUACCCUUGAUAAAAAUUAAAAAAAAAAGACUGUAUAAAACAUAUAAUACAAGUAGUCAGCUGUAUUUUAAUUCUCAAACACGGGGGGAGAGGAAUUCUGCUUAAAUAAUGAUUAGAAGAAAAGAUCAGUUUGCUGCCAGGUUUCAGUUUCCCAUGCAGAGGAAGCCAAGUUUUUGGCCAAAAUGUCUCUGGCACCUGCUGGAGUACAACAGCCCCCAAGAACCGCAGGACCAGCCAAUGCCCCUUUCUCUGGAAACCCUUCCAAAAAAAGGCCUUUGGCAGCGAGGGGGCAUCUCAUUAUAGAUUUACAGACUUUAUGUCCCUAAGAUGUAAGCACUUUUUUCUUUUGUGGAUCUCAAACUCUGGUUUUUCUUUGCUUCCCCCAAACCACCUGCCUCACUGUACAUGGAGGCAAGCUAUACCUGAACCCUCUGCCAGGACGGUUCCAGUGUUUCAAAACUUUAUUUUUAAACUUUUUGAUUCAUUUGUAACUGUUUCCCGAUAACCAUUUAGCUUGUUUCUCCCGAGAAUUCUUCUGUUCAAAUGCCUUUCACCAGAGUAAUGGAUGGCACAUUGGAUAUUUCAUUUUUAUAGCCUAGUGAAACAGGAAAGGAGGCCACAAUAAAGUUCAUUAAGCUUAAAAUUAACCCAAAGUAGCAUGUUAAAUGUGGAUAUUUGUUUUAUUAGAUUUAUUAAAAAAUCAAUUAUUAUGGGUUUAAAUAAUUUUCACAUUUCUUUUUGGAAAAAAUUUAAACUUAUUUAAAGAGCUGUAUUAUAUAAAAUACAGCUCAUUAAUUCUAUUGUUUCUUUUAUACAGCCUUCUUUGCUCAUGUUUAUCAAGGGUGUGAAACAUUUUGGAGGGAAAUAUAUCUAACAAUGUGCAGAUACACUCCAGCUACACAGUUAUAACUUAUGUAACCACAGUGUAAUUACAUUGAUGUUUUGCCUACAUAGUGAAGCGUGAUUCAACAAGGCAUAGCCAAUAUCAAAAAUACAGAGCAUAAGAUUUAGAGGAUAAAACUGAAAUGAAAUUGUUGAAGGGACAGUUCACUCACUGGGUUUAAAAAUAAAAAACAUUAUUUUUGUUUUUAAUUGGUGAAGACGAAUAAAUAGAGCAGUUUAUGAUGAUUUGCUGGCUUUAUAAAUGGCUGGUAUAGGGAAUUUUACCCUAAAACAAGAAAACACACUUUUAGUAACUCCAAACCAGCUUGUACAGUGAUGUUAUGCUUCCAGAGGCCAUAGAUAAGAACAUAUUAAUUUCAAAACUUGUAUUCACAAUAAACAGUCCGGUACAUUGUGCCGGUACUUCUUUCCUGAAACACAGUGGUCUCAGGAUGCAUACGCCACAGGAAGUAGUUCCAGCCAAAAUACAGUAAUAUAAGACAUCAGAUUUGAAUAAUAAAUCAAGCUUUAAAUCACAAAGGCCCACAUGCCCUGUACCUGCCAUCAUAAAUGUAAAAUAUCCUUGAUCACACACAAAGAAUGACCUGGGCCAAUCAAAAACAGAACAGGCACUUUAAAUGAAAUAUCAAAAACCCCGGGAAGUGAACUGUCCCAUUAAGCAUACUGAUUACAGGUGAAUUCAGUCGAUGGAUGUUUGUUGAUACAUGCAUUUUGUUCCCGUUUUCUAUAACAUUGGUAAGUUUCACAAUGGGCUGGGGGGGGGGGCGGAUCGCGGAACAGGGGUUUCACCGGAUUAAUUUUUCGAUUUGCAACGGAGAGAACAUGAGGUAGCUUAGCGUCGCAAAAAGGAGCAAAACUCUGCCAUCCAAAGAGGGUUAUAUUUAUUGAACCUACACACAUCCAUAUCGCUGGGAGCCUAUGCACAGAUACGCAGUAAUGAUGCGCCAAUGAGCUAUUGCAAUAGACUUUGUGCACCACUUUGCUUGUCUGCAGUAGACCCCUUUUCGUUUUAAAACCACUGUGCCAGCCCUUACGAAAAAAUAAAUUAAAUAAACUCACAUGUGAAAUUUGCCUUUUCGUGUGUGAAAUCACAUAUUUCAUGUGUGACUAACAUUUUCACAUGUGAAUAUUUUUUCAAUAUGAAAAAGAAAAUGUCACAUGUGAACUGAACAUUUCAACAUUUGCAAUUGGUUUUUUUCACGUGAAUGGAAAUUUCCACAUGUGAAAAGAAAAUAGGUCUCAUUGCCGUCUUCUCAUUUUCACAUGACUUUAAAAAUGUAAACUACAAUUUUCACGUGAAAACAAAACAUGCAACUUAGUAUAGAUUAUCUUAUAGGAAAUAAGUAUACGUUACCUUUUUCCACUGUCAUGUUAUAACUGGGAUUGUUCUUACUGUUCACAUGUGUACUCGUCACAUGUUGGGCAUUCACAUGUGGUUUUUUAACACGUGGUUUUUUCGUAAGGGAGUCUUCAUAUCAGAAUGGAAGGUCAGAGCACCCCACACAAGCAGGGCGUCGAUCCCGUAAAAUUGUCACCAUUAUUGAAUAUUGGGCUGAAGGACACGGGUAAACACAAUCUGUCACCCGGGUCCAAUGUGGGGGAAAGGGUUGCAAUCUAAACUGACCAGCACAGAAAUGGGUUUACUUAAAAGGGUUUCUGAUUGAACGCAUAACAUCAUCAGACAGGCCUGCAGGCAGUCCCUCAUCCCCACAAGUCCUUUUGCCCAAGCACCCAUCGACUGUAAACCCCCCCCCCCCCCUCCCCAAAGCGUUACAAACACGCAGCAUUAUGCAUUUUAGCAUAUGUGCUAAUGUUUGGCAUAAAUAUGAUAUUUCCUAAAAUGGAGAUGGGGUAGCUCUGUGACUGCAAUAUUCAGAAUGUAUGACGAGAACGUAUCUGGUGCCUCCUUGGCAUUUUUUGGAAAAAAAAAACAUGUGAAGGGUAGAGAGCACUGGAUAGCAUAUGUUAUCAUAAUCAUAAUCAAUAGCUUUGUUUUUUUUUAUCAUCGCACAAAAGAGUUCUGUGGUGCACAGUAUAGAUUGUCUUCUUCACACGGGUCUUUUUCACGUCAUCGUUAAAAUUUCUCCUUUUACACUUUUUAUUUAUUAAUUAUAUCAAAAUAGUAUUUGAGUAUGAUUUAGAUAGAAAUUAUAUAUUUUGCAAACUUGCUUUUUUAACUCACAAAUGUUAUUUAACAAAAAUGAUAUAAAAUAGUCAAUGUUACUUUAAAGUUAUAAAAAGUAUUGUUAUCCUCAAAAAGGAUUGUACCUGAGAUAAUAUGAUUGUUGGAGAUAGAAAGCAUUUGAAUGUUGCUUCAUGACAGGUUAUGUCGCCUUACUGUAUGUAGUUCACUUUACGACACCCUAAGUGUUUACACGUAGUAAUUUCCCAUGGAAUGUCAUUUGUGCAAAAAAAAAAAAGCAAAAAUACUAAUAUUACCCCACAUUGUGUGACAACAUUGACCAAACAAAUGUAUUAUUUUAUUGAUAAUGUUGAGAAAAAAAAUAUAAAAAAUAAUAUUUUGAAAUGUUAAUCAAACCUACUUCCAAAUGUGCCAGGUUCAACAUCUGUUUCCUGCUAUGUUUCUGAACCUUGAAAAUGAUGUUAUAUAAUAUAUCAAACAUGUUUGAACCACCCUGUGAAAAAAUGUUGAUUGAACAUUGGAAAUGUACCUCUCUGUAAGUUCAAAAAUGUCUGUGGGAUGAUACUUCACAUAAAUAAAAGUAACAUGCAACCAGCA
Molecule: messenger RNA, 6968 nt
Organism: Anguilla rostrata (American eel)
Lineage: Eukaryota; Metazoa; Chordata; Actinopteri; Anguilliformes; Anguillidae
Gene: cabp7a
Product: calcium-binding protein 7
Exons: 5
Coding region: 1177-1821 (214 amino acids)
Cellular component (GO): trans-Golgi network membrane
Molecular function (GO): calcium ion binding
Source: RefSeq, a predicted model, not a curated record